AUGGUUUCCUUCAACGACAUCAAGUGGGAUUCUCACAAGAAACAGUUUUACUACGAUGACGACGACGUUGCACGUACCCAUGUCCCCGUCAACUAUGAGGACCAACGUGGCAAUUUUUCCCUCAGCAAAGCGCAGUUGGAUAAAUGGUUCUCGAUCGACAAACGUUCAAAAUUAUCUCUGCCAAAAUACAUAAUCACGAACGAGAUGGAGUAUGGAAACAAAGAACAAAACCAGUACUGGCGUCUCAAUGGAGGUAUCGCAGUUUACGAGCCCAUUGAAUGGGUCCCUUGCGUCCAUCUCAUAAAACAAUUCCCAGCAAGCAUGCUCGAGAAGGAAAUCACGAUAACGGAGUCCGAAACCCAGCAAACCGAGCUUUGGGCCGAAGCAAGUGCAUCUCUUUCUAUGUCUGCCAGUGCCAGCUACUUUGGCGUUCAAGUUGCAGCCGAGGCGAAGGUCGAAGGAGGAGUCAAGACCAAAAAGGAAACCAGCAGGAUUAUGGAAGUUAAAGAACACGGGAAAAUACCACCAGGAACCCCCUGCUAUGAAGUCAUGGUCGGUAUGAUUCUCAAGUUGAAAAAGACCCACUCCUUUAACCUGAGACCUGAUGAUGUGUACUGGACACAAAAUGACAACAGAAAGCUUACCUGGGGUGGCGACGAGUCCUGGGGCAGUAUCCAGGUCUUAGACUAUUCACUUCAGAGGAAGGAGGUCAAGGCACUGCAGUUUUAUUACCAGUCAACUUUUAUCCAGACAUUGCCGGUGCUGCAGAACCAAAAGUUGCAUGGUAUGCAUAUUCUAUUUUCAUGCGUAGGGUGGAAAGAAUGGUAUGCUUAUACCCGGGCUGAAAAUAAGGACGAAAGGGGGCAAAUCCGGCUCCAAGCUUACCCAGCAUGGGAUCCAAUGUCAACUCUCCUUACACUUGAAUAG
Messenger RNA from Ophidiomyces ophidiicola, 927 nucleotides. RefSeq lists its product as uncharacterized. The record is from RefSeq and is a predicted model, not a curated record. Lineage: Eukaryota; Fungi; Ascomycota; Eurotiomycetes; Onygenales; Onygenaceae. The coding region runs from base 1 to 927 and encodes 308 amino acids. The transcript has a single exon.